Daphnia carinata is the source of this 1737-nucleotide messenger RNA. RefSeq names its product zinc transporter ZIP1-like. The coding region runs from base 403 to 1617 and encodes 404 amino acids. The transcript has 3 exons. Gene Ontology annotation, biological process: zinc ion transmembrane transport. Gene Ontology annotation, cellular component: plasma membrane. The record is from RefSeq and is a predicted model, not a curated record. NCBI's taxonomy places the organism in Eukaryota, Metazoa, Arthropoda, Branchiopoda, Diplostraca, Daphniidae. Gene Ontology annotation, molecular function: zinc ion transmembrane transporter activity.
CACGCGAACAGGUGUCUGUGACAAGUUGCAAUUCAAUCGGCAAUAGUCAACUACUAACGGUACUGUUCGUUUGUUUAGGUUCUGAUUGAUCGAAUCGUUUUAUCUCGUCACAAUUACCUGAUACAAGAGAAGAAAAAUCCAGUUGGUGAUUUGGCAUUGUUUAAAAGGCCAUGAUUGUUCCGUUACGGGUCGUUUCGCUACCUUUUCAUAGCUGGUUGACGCUCCAACGCAAGCUAGCUGUUAGUGAUAAUUCAGCGUAAAACAUUUGCAUCACAUUUAUCUUCUCGCCACCCAACGCGAAAUAACUGAUCGACGAAAGAGUUUUUCAAUCAUCAAAGCCAUUUCAAGCUGAUUGGGUCGCACUGGUUGUCGGAUAAUUACUACUAAAUUAACUGCAUCAAGAUGAUGCUCGUUAACAAAAUCUGCGCUGCGAUCCUUUUGGCGGGCCUGAGACUCAUAGCCGGAUUGUUACCUUUAAAAGUGUACCGAAAGCUUGAUAAGUGGGGGAAACGAGGAGAUAUUAAAGCAGCCGAAAAGAAAACUGUCAACAAACGCCGUCAACGAAUCGACUUGUUCCUAUCCGUUUUUCUGUGUUUUGGCGCCGGACUUCUACUCUCCACCUGUUUCAUUCACAUGAUUCCAGAGGUACGCGACUCUCUUGACAAGGUAAUCAGGUCAGGAGAAUAUCCUAUUUUGGAACAAUUUCCAUUCGCCGAGGGCAUCGUUUGCUUGGGCUUCUUUGCUGUUUAUCUAUUCGAAGAGCUAGGCGAACUGUUAGCCGGCCAUAGCCACUCCAAGAAGACCAAGAAGAAAACAAAUGCUGUGGGAUUAUCAAAUGUAAAUGCUGAGAAUCCAGUAAAGACGAUUACCUCUGAUUCGGAAGACGAUCAUCACAAACUGAGGACUGUUACAAUUUCCAAUGCUGAAAACAAAAAUAAUGUGCCCGCCCUGACAGAGGAAGAAACAGACGACGAUUCAGACCAUGGAGGCGGACACCAUGGUCACAGUCACGGGCCACCUAUACUAUCAGACCUGGAACAGCGAUCAGUAACGGCCGCGAUACGCGGUUUCCUCCUGGUCUUUGCCCUCUCGUUCCAUUCCAUUUUCGAAGGAAUGGCCAUUGGUUUGCAGCCGACUCUUAAGGAUGUUUGGUUCCUCUUUGCGGCUGUUACAAUCCAUGAGCUCGCUAUCAUGUUCUGUAUCGGCAUGGAGAUGUUAGCUUCUCACAUCCGCAUCUGCAUUUACAUCGCCUACAUGGUUACUUUGGGCCUUAUUACUCCCAUUGGAGUUGCAAUUGGUAUCUUGGUGACUGAAUAUUUCCAAGAUCCUACAGCUUUUCAUACUCUCAUCAUCGCUAUCCUGCAAGGCAUCGCCGCUGGAACGCUUCUUUACGUGACUUUCCUCGAAGUGCUGGAACGCGAGCGAAGAAAAUCAGGAAAUGGAUUAAUUAAGCUCUUCUUUGUCUUCCUUGGCUUCAUCCUCCUAUCGGCACUCGAAGCACUCGGCGGUCACGGAAAUCAAGCGGAUCAUGCCGAAAAUCAAGCCACUGCAGGAGUCGCGUUUGUUUUGCAGCCCGUCACGACACCGCAAUACUCUUUCUAUUUACCAAAAGUUUAAAAUAAAAGCUGUUAAUCACGAUGGUCUUGUCAGUUCCAUGGCCUAAGAUGUUCCUGCAACAACCUAUGCAACAUUCCCAUUUUUGUAAACAAAGAGAAAUAAAGACAAAUCUUUUUAUUA